AUGCCAUAAUUUAAGAAAUAGAGUAUUCAGCAAUUACAGAAUUACAAUUCUCGCAAGAAACCACUGCCAAAAAUGGAUUAGGCAGAUUUUUUGGCUAAAUAUGAUGAAAAUUUUGAUGAUGUAUUUGGAGAUAAGCCUGUGACGAUCGAUUCACAUAAAGGAUGGAAAAUAAGGUAGGAAGAAGAAGAAGAUGAUGAAAAUGAGAAUGAUAAUGAGAGAAAAACUCAAAAGAAAAAAACUCAAGGCAAAUAAAGGAAAUAAUAAUCAAAAGAACAGAAGGAAUCUUAAAAAGAUAAUAAGAAAACAAUAUAUAAAGAAUAAUAGCAAUCCCUCGAUUAUAAGGAAUUUCAAGUAACCAUAUAUUAUAAAGAUUUAAAUAAUAUGAGAGAAUUCAAAGAAACUCUUGAGCCUAAAAUAUAAAAUGAGCCAAAAAUGAGUUUACCGAAAUUCCAGAAAUAAAGAAAAAGAAUUGCUAAUAAUCAUCUUUCUACUUUAAGAUCAAACUCUGAUGGGUGUGAUAGUGUCAGUAAUAAGGAUAGAGAGUCAAUAUAAUUGAAUAACAAAUAUAAUCCUAAUGAUAUAGCCUUACCUUAAACAGUUAUACCAAAGUCAGAAAAGAAGUAAGAUAAUAAGAAAACCAUGCUUUUUACUUUUGGUAUCAAUAGUGAUGAUAGCAAUAAAGAUACAAAUAAGAAAAUUAUUAAUUUAUUUAUGAGCCAAAAUGAAAAGAAAGAUCAAAAUUAAUAAAAUAUGGAAAAUAAACAAUCAGGGCUUUUAAUGAGAUUGAGGAAACCCUAAGAUAUCGAAUAAAGAGAAACCAGAAUAUUAAAUAGCGAUUAAAGAGAGAAAAAAAGAGAGAAGAGAAGAUAGUAAAAGCAAUCUAGAGAGAAAGAUGAAAAGAUAUUUACUAAAUCUCCUUCUCCUGAAAUGAAACUUAUCUAAUAUGAAACCCAAAAAAGAGUUAAAAGAAGUCGAAAAAGAGUUAUAGAGGAUUUGGAAAUGCUAAAUGUAGAUGAAUUAUCAUUAAAUCCAAAUAUUGUAGAAUGCAAAGCCAAUUUAUAUUUAGAUUACGAUCCUGUAUAUGAUUGA
Paramecium tetraurelia is the source of this 1089-nucleotide messenger RNA. RefSeq lists its product as uncharacterized. The transcript is spliced from 2 exons. The record is from RefSeq and is a predicted model, not a curated record. Lineage: Eukaryota; Ciliophora; Oligohymenophorea; Peniculida; Parameciidae.